Molecule: messenger RNA, 2680 nt
Organism: Harpegnathos saltator (Jerdon's jumping ant)
Lineage: Eukaryota; Metazoa; Arthropoda; Insecta; Hymenoptera; Formicidae
Product: alkaline phosphatase 4
Exons: 8
Coding region: 414-2063 (549 amino acids)
Biological process (GO): dephosphorylation
Molecular function (GO): alkaline phosphatase activity
Source: RefSeq, a predicted model, not a curated record
GUCCCUUGCACGCUUCGCCACCUCGUGCACAAUCUGCCACGGCCUUUGAAACGCUAUAUAAAGUGACAAAGCUGGCUCGUUCGCGGGUAUCUCCGCUUCGGCUUAAACUCGCGCUUUCCGGCCGCGCCGCGAUUCGGGAAGAAUCACGGCCGUGGCUUUUUUCACAAGUUCCUAUCGGCAGCCGUUCGAGCAGAAAGCGACGAGGUGAUUACACACGACUCGAUUUAAAGGACGCUACUCGCAGUGCCGUGCGCUUCGUUCCCGAGGAUGUCACGUUUCAAGUCACUCAGACGACGUUGAAUUGACGUGUCGCUAGGCAUCGUCGAGUUGACACUGUCAAACAUUACCAACAUUCUUGCCAAUACGGACACCGCUUUCUCGACACUCUUGCUCAGGAAAAAGAUAUUCGCAAUAUGAAGCGCUGUAUUCUGUUGUUCUGCGUCCUGGCGGUUCCACGGGACUCCGAAGCGUUGCCUCAAGAAUCCACGGAUUAUGAAGAUAUGUCCUUCUGGCUGAAGUCUGGCCAAGAGACCUUGCACAAGAUCCUGAACCACCGGAACAACGAGAACCGUGCUAAGAAUGUAAUCAUCUUCAUCGGGGACGGCAUGGGUCUGUCCAGCAUCACGUCCGGCCGAAUUUAUAAAGGUCAGCUCAAGGGACAGGCCGGCGAAGAAUAUCAACUCGCGUUCGAGAAGUUCCCCAACACCGGGCUCGCCAAGACUUAUAACGUGGAUAUGCAAGUACCCGAUUCCGCGGGAACGGCCACCGCUAUAUUCUCCGGCGUGAAGUGCCGAUACAACGUUAUUGGACUAGAUGCAAGAGCCCAGAAGAAGAAGUGCGACAAAAAGAUCAAUGAAGCUAGCAAAUUAACCACAAUAGCCGACUGGGCGCAACAAUCUGGCAAGGACACAGGAUUUGUUACCACCACUCGAGUGACCCAUGCCACUCCCGCGGGACUGUACGCGCAUACCAACAGCCGGGAUUGGGAGUGUGAUAGUAAAAUGACGAAAUCCCAGAGAGAUUGUGUCAAGGAUAUCGCGAGACAACUCAUAGAGGAUGAGCCGGGAAGUCAUUUCAAAGUCAUCAUGGGCGGCGGUGGACAAUACUUGGGCAUGCCUUUGGAAUCAAACGAGACUGAUACUUGCAAACGAGACGACGGUAGAAAUUUGGUGGAAGAAUGGCAGGCAGCUCAUCCGCAAGGGAAAUUCGUCAAUAAUACGCAAGACCUAAUGUCUGUCGACAUCAGCAAAACGUCUCACAUCCUCGGCAUCUUCUCACCUAGUCACAUGCCCUAUCAUGCCGUGAAGAGCAGUGAAACGCCAUCGUUGUCCAAUAUGACCUUACAAGCUAUCAGAAUGUUGAAGAAAAACAAAAACGGAUUUGUUCUGAUGGUGGAGAGCGGCAAGAUCGAUUUAGCUCAUCACGCUAAUUUUGCGAAAUUAGCAAUGCGCGAAUUAUCGGAGCUCGAAGAAGCGGUUCUAGUAGCCCUUCAGCAAGUGAAAGUGGAGGAAACGUUGAUCAUCGUCACAGCUGAUCAUUCGCACUCGUUCUCAUUGAACGGAUACCCUAAGAGAGGUAACGACAUCCUCGGCUUCGCUAAUAAGCCCGACGAGCCGAAUACCAAGCCCUACGAAACACUGGCCUACAUCAAUGGUCCAGGAUUCUUUUACCAUCGAAGAAACAACAGCAAUAAUGUCAAUGAAACUUGGAGGCAAGUCGAGCAAGAUGAAACUCGCGGUGAACCCUUCUACAGGAACUUCGCCGGCAUCUACCUCAAAGACGAAACUCAUGGCGGAGAAGACGUCGGAGUUUAUGCUAUCGGGCCCUAUGCGCACUUGUUCCGGGGUACUUUCGAACAGAACUACAUUGCUCACGCCAUAGCAUACGCGGCAUGCUUCAAAGACUGGCCAUCUCAUUGCGACGACGCUUAUCAUCGUUAUUUUUAUGCCAUCAAUAUGCCAGAACAAAGCAUCAAGUGGUCCAAUUCGGCAAGACAAAACAUCGUAUCGUUCACGACUACAAUAGCUCUCCUAUUAUCAAUGAUAUUUUUACGAUUUUGUUAAAUGUAAUUGCACUAAUACAUAUUUAUGAUUAGUUAGAAAGAAAAACUCUCUCUCCAUAAAUUUAUCUGAGGAAUUAUUAUUUAAUAAUUAUUUAAGUAAGAUAUAUUUAUAAUAUAUAUAUAUAUAUAUCGUAUAACGUAUUAAACGUAAGUGCUGUUUAAUACUGCCGUUGAAACAUGAAAAAUACGACUUUGUCCAAUAUUUUUCAUACAUUAAAUUUCGUGAUAUGCGAUAAUCAAAGCCACAUAAAAAGAUACGAAAGACACUACAAUAUAGAAAAUUGUGUAUAUUUGUUUCGAAGUAUAGGCGAAAUGGAACAGAUUUAUGUACUUUUGUGCGUUACUUAUACAGAGAAAAUAGAUUUUUCUAUGUAUAUAUAUUGUAUGUGCAUCAUAUUAUUACAUGUUUUAAUUAUAGACGGACAAACGAACUUAGCUUAGAUGGCGCAAUUGUACAGGCUGACCCACGUGAGGCUUAAUAAUUUAAUAUCCUAAAAACUGUGCGAUUAAUUUUAAUCGUUCUGAUUUUGAAUUUCAUCCCAGAAGCCUUUAAAUCUGUGUAACUUCCCGCAUUAUCUUUUGAGAUACGAACAAAUACAUACUCUAUGUUUCAGAGAA